Molecule: messenger RNA, 2139 nt
Organism: Alosa alosa (allis shad)
Lineage: Eukaryota; Metazoa; Chordata; Actinopteri; Clupeiformes; Clupeidae
Gene: mettl25
Product: methyltransferase like 25
Exons: 12
Coding region: 188-1990 (600 amino acids)
Source: RefSeq, a predicted model, not a curated record
CAAUCAACAUGGCUUCCUCAUAUACCCUCGUUAACAGCAUUUUGAUAUGUUCGAUUAGUUGCUUCUGAAGAACCGCAAAUUCAUGGACGUACACACAUGUAGAGAACUAUCUACUGAAUUAGUAGCGUCUUUCUUUCAAUGAAACUUUGGCAUUGUUUUGUAGGCCUACUUCAACCAAAUAAAUGAGAUGGAAUGUUUUGGAUUAUCACUGCCUGCUCUAAGGGAAAAAAUAGAUGGUGUGCAGCGCUUCCUUGCCAUUGCCCUCCGUAUUGCCAACGCGCAUACCGUGGACUUUUACACGCGUAAUAUUUGGGAUGAGUUCAUAGGUCUGACACCGGAGGACGUGUUAUCCCAAUUUAACGGUAACAUCAAUUCUCAUGAGACCACUCAAGAGGGAAACAUGGAAAACAACUUUGGUUUCAGCCACGACAGCGGGAAGCUGGUGCACAUAGGUGCUUUCCUGAAAGCAGCAGAAACUCACUCUCUCCCAAGCCUGAGGGUUUCUGUGCCCUUUGAAAAGUUAGUGGAGAUGUUCAUUGACACAGAGAGAUAUACCCGGUGGAAUGCAGAUUUGGACACCGAUGAGUUUAUGAACUGUAAGAAGGCACAUGAGGUCCAGGCCAUGUCUGAGGUGGUUGCUCUCCUGGCCCAACACUGCAGAGUUAAACAGGUCAUAGAUGUGGGAUCUGGAAAGGGUUAUUUAAGCACACAUCUCUCCAUGCUGUAUGAGUUGCAAGUGUUUGGCAUUGACUCUUCCAGCACCAAUACACAUGGAGCACAGGAGAGGAGUCGUAAACUGAAGAGAUACUCAAGAGUAAUUCAGAAACUCAAGAAAGAUGCCAAGGAGAUUGAACGGUUACCAGGAACUGGAAAGAAAAAAGAGCAUAGGGAGAGUGGUAUGGGAGAAUGUGUUGCAACUGAAAAGAAUUCUACACAGUUGCAAGACACUCAGUUGAGUGCUGUUGCAGAGGUGCCUGUGGAUGUCAGCAAUCAGCUUGGAGAACCUGUGGAAUGUGCAGUUGGAGAAGAAGGCAUGACUGAUCCUUUUCUUAGCGCCCUGUCUUUGAAUGCUGUGGAACCUAUCUCUGCCCGGGUCCCUCCCAGUCAGCUGAGCAAGGAGGAAAGGGAAAGGAGGAUGAAGGAGAAUCUGGAGAAAAAGUCAUGUAAUAGAGAAAGCAGCAGCAGCCUGUUCUUACCACUUACCUCCUAUGUCACUGCAGAAACAGAACUCCGAGAGGUCAUCCCUGAACUGAAGGAUGCGGUCAUGGUUGGGCUACACACAUGUGGAGACUUGGCUUCAAGCACACUGCACAUGUUUGCAAGCAAACGGGAGCUACGUGCCAUUUGCAGUGUGGGGUGUUGCUACCAUCUUCUUUCAGAAGAAUUUGACCAGAAAAGAGGGCAUCACACACCUAGCCUGAUUAAAGACCAAAUGCAGUCCAGUCCAGUGGUGGUGACUGAAGUUUGUGGUUUUCCCAUGAGCCAGUAUCUAAGGGAUCAGAAUUACUUCUGUGGCCGAAAUGCCAGGAUGUCUGCAUGCCUGGCCUUGGAGAGAGUGACAGUUGGUGGUGGGCUUCCAGUGGAGUCACUGUUCUACCGUGCAGUUCUACACGUCAUCCUUCAGGAUCACUUUGGUGCACACAAGAGUGAGAAGCGUGUGGGCAACGUUUAUUCCAAAGCUUCCUCUUUUGUGGACUACAUCAGGAGAGCCCUCAGGAAGCUUGAGCUGGAUGAGUCAAAGCUCUCCGAUGGAGACAUUCAGGAAUAUCAUGAUCAAUAUAAACACAGGAUAUGUGAGAUGUUGGCUUUCAACAGGCUGAAGGUGACAUUGGCCCCCUGUAUUGAAGGUCUUAUUCUCCUUGACCGGCUAUGCUACUUGAAAGAGCAGGAGAAUGUUUCCUUCUGUGCCCUGGUGCAACUUUUUGAUCCACUCAAGUCACCAAGAUGUUAUGGACUGGUUGCACUAAAGACUGACAUCAAGUCUUUAUGACAUAUAGGUCUAAGUUAUUACAUACCUAAUAAGUUGUAUGUAAUGCUUUAACUGGCAGGCAUGUUGCCUCAACUGGACUAAUGAACGUUAUAUAUAUUCAUCAGCUCUUUGAUUAAGUUUUAAAAAAUAGUUAUAUUAUUUCCAUUGUU